CACACACUGCCGGUCUCCUUCCCGUGCGACCCGCGCCGCCGCCACGGCGCCGCCCUCCUCUGCUGCGCUGCCGCGUCGCCCCAUUCCCUACUGCGUCGGCAGGCGGCCGUCGUUCAUCGCCUCCCGGAGCUUAGUUUCGCUAGGCACUUGCGUCUGAGUCUUGGGAGUCUGAUGGCUGCCCCCAUUGUCACGGCUGCGCUCAAUUGUAUUACCGCACUCCUAGCCUUGAAGAGAGAUGGAGACGUCCUUCAAGGUGAAUUUCUGGCCCUCAUUUAUGACACCAAUGUUUCCUUGGAGUCGGUUGCUACUAAAAUUGAGAAGUACGAAGGCAAUCCACAGCUAUAUGAGGUGAUCUGUGACAUUGAGGACUUCCUCAAUGGUCUUUGGAUUCCUAAAGGCCGCAGCUUCUAUACUCUCUCUAGGACACAGUUGGGUGGAGUGGCUCAGUAUAAUGUUCGCUUGAAACAUUUACUUCAGACACUUCUGCCGGAUCCAGCUCUGGUGCUACGGAGCCCAGCUCAUCCUCGUCUGGUGUUUGCCAUUCUUAUGCUCCAGAGGGUAGUCUUAUGGGCAUUCUUGAGCCGAAACAGGAGAUUAUAAAGCUACUUACCUCAGAUGUACCUGACUUGAAAGUUAUUUGUAUUGUUGGAUGCGUUGGUAUGGGAAAGACUGCCCUUUCAAGGGCUCUUUAUGAUGACAAGGAUCUUACAAUAUUCUUUGAUUGUAAAGUAUGGUUAGUGGCAUCUGAAUGCAGCAAUGCGGAAAGCGUCAAAACCAAAGUUCUUGAACAGAUUAAGCACCUGAAGUCCUGGGACGCUUUGCAUGAAUUCUUGAAGCGUAGAAGGUAUCUGUUAUUCAUCGAUGAUAUGCCCAAAGGAUCAGAAUGGAGGAUACAUGAUAUUUUUCCAUCAGAUAUGGGAAGCGAUGGCAGCAGAAUAGUUGUGACAACAAGCGUGCACUCAGUGGCUGCUUCCUACAGCUCCGGCAACCACCUAUUCACUAUGCGAUCACUUGAUAAAACUACUUCUGAAAAUUUGCUUUGGAAGAACAUCUUGGAAGCAUCACCUGCAAUAAGGAAUGGUUCAGAAACCAUCCUGCAGAAGUGUGAUGGCUUACCACUGGCUUUAAAUGGUGUUUCUGAUUAUCUAAGUUCUAAAGGAGUUCGAGGUUCGCUUUUGACUGAAUCCUGUUGUGAGGAAGUAGGGAAACAUCUUGGUAAGUUCAUGACAGGCAAUGAGAGGGCAUUUGGCAAAAUGAGAAGAGCUCUUAUCCGAUGUUAUGAUUGUUUGCCUAAUUAUGAUGUUAAGAGUUGCUUAGCAUAUACUUGCAUUUUUCCGACGCGACAUCAGAUUAACGUCAUGCAGCUAGCGAGAAAGUUGUUUGCUGAAGGCUUGGUGCAGGAAAAUAUAGCUGUUCAUGAUUGUCUCUCAACACUUAUUGAUAUGAGUAUGCUCGAGCCUACACCGCUGCGCAGCAGUCUCAGUAACACCACUAAAAGAUGUGAAUUGCACAAUGUAAUGCGAGAGUUUGCCAUCCAGAAGGCCCUUUCAAGGCAUCUUGUUACUUUUGUUACUCGAGAUGAGCUGCUGCACGAGGGCGGCCGUAUUCGCCGACUUAGUGUUCAUCAUAGCUCCAAAGCAGGAUGUGAAGCAUUGGCGAAGCAGAAGCAGUUCAGCCUGUCCUCUCUCAGGUCCUUCACAACCUUCAACAGUGAGCUUUUUGAUUUCAAGAGUAGUAAUCUGUUGCGUGUGUUAGAUCUAGAAGGUUGCAAAGGUCUUGACGAUGGAGUUGUCAAGGAUAUCUUUAACUUGGUGUUUCUCAGAUUCAUCUGCCUUAGGAAUACUGACAUAACCCGAAUUCCUAAAAGGGUAAGAAAGCUCCUGCAUCUGGAGACACUGGAUGUUCGGGAGACACAGGUGAACACAUUACCAUUGGAAGUUAUCAUGCUACCUGAAUUAGGUUCCCUGUUUGGUAUGUUUGAGCUGCAACUUCCAACUGACACGGCAGGAAUGCAAAAGCUUGUGAAGUUCUUGAAAGAUGAUAGUAAGUUGCAUGCUUUUGGUGGGCUUGUCAUCACAAAGGCACAACUUCAAGGAAGUUCAAUGGCAGAAAAACAAGCUUUUGCAAUCAUAAUAAAAGAAGCGAAAAGUCUGAGAAAGGUUAAAUUCUGGUACAAAGCUUCUGCAGUUUUCCAGAGGAAGAAAGUAUGGGUUAAAUCUUUGUUUGAUGCUGCUGCCUCAGCCUCUCAGCCUCAGGAUGAUGCUGCUGCCCCUCGCUCUCAGGAUUCUGAAGCAACAGACAGUGUAUUGGCAGCCUCUCUCACCUCUUCUAUUGGCAAAAGAACCGUGGAACUCCGGUCUCUUUCUAUUGAUUUUGGUGUCCUGGAGAAUGAGUUUUUGGGUUCCAUAGAGGUUCUCGUCUCUCUCAAGUCCAUCAAACUGAGGCAAACGUCGGGAACUUUGCCUGACCCUGCAAAGUUACGCGUGAUGCGUAGUCUCAUAAAACUGCAUCUUGUUUCGACUGGUUUGACCAGCGAACAGUUGGAAGUACUGCAACACUUGGAAUUACUGCAACACUUGGAAUGCCUGGAACUUUUGAGGAUCAAAGAGGAUCGUCCCGGAUUCUGGGAUGGGUACUUUUCUGUCCAGAUAGGUGGAUUCCCAAGCCUUCAACUCCUGAGCUUUGAGGCCCCAAGGUAUCCAAGGGUGCGGAUUCAGCAAGGCGCCAUGGUACAUCUAAUUUCCCUUCAAUUGCUUUGUGCCGAAUCUCCUUCAUACUCGGCGCAAAAAGAAGAAUCUCCUCCCUACUGUACUGCAAAUGGGGAGUUUGAGUCCCUGAUUGGAGUUAAAAUCGCCCAUCUUCCAUAUCUCAGUGAAGUGAUACUACAUCCAACAACUGAUAGUGGCAUCAUUAAUGCAUGGAAGACCGCGCUGGGUUCUCACAGUAACAGGCCGUGCCUGAAGAUGCGACCAGCCUGAUGUCAUUUUCCUUGGGAAGGCGAAGUUCUGUUGUAUGUUCUGUGGCUUAUGCAUUAUCAUUAUCCUUGGUUUCUCUCUGAUGUCAUUUUCUGGAAGUCACACCCAUAUUUUCAAAACAUAUGAACAUUCAUUAUGCAGUAUGUGAACAUCUUUUUCUUUUUGAAAUAUAUGGUCGUUAGUAUA
Molecule: messenger RNA, 3161 nt
Organism: Aegilops tauschii subsp. strangulata
Lineage: Eukaryota; Viridiplantae; Streptophyta; Magnoliopsida; Poales; Poaceae
Source: RefSeq, a predicted model, not a curated record